GCGCAUGGUGCGCCGUGUAGGUGCAGGUUGUGUCUUUUGUUACCUUCAAACAAAUAUUUUUUUUAAGCUAAUACGAACUGACAGACGUGAGAGAUAAGAUAAAGAAGUGAAAUGAUUAUCUGGGCUUAUUAGUAAAUUAGUGCCGGACUCGUUAGUGAGCAGUGAUAUAAGGUUUACUUACCUCCAUGAAAUACGCGGCUCCAAUCGGUUGUUUAUUUUGUGCAAUAUUUUUUUAACGUAGUGCAAUUUAGUGGUAAAUCUUCAAGAUGACUACCCUGGAGCUUUACACAAAGGGGGCAAAAGUAUGGAUUCCUCAUCCGGAAAAAGUAUGGGAGGCCGCCGAACUCGAAGAAGACUACAAAACAAACAAAACGACGUUACAAAUUACUACAGAAAACAACGAGAAAAAAACCCUCAACAUCAAGUCGGAAAAAGACUUACCUUAUUUACGAAAUCCAUCUAUUUUAAUAGGGGAGAAUGACCUUACCUCACUGUCAUACCUACAUGAACCAGCGGUCUUGUAUAAUUUACAAGUGCGAUUUUGUCAAAAUAGGUAUAUUUAUACCUACUGUGGAAUUGUUUUGGUAGCCAUUAAUCCUUACGAUGAUCUUCCUAUUUAUGAUGUCGACACCAUACAAACUUAUAGAGGUCAAGCGAUGGGUGACCUAGAUCCUCACAUAUUCGCAGUGGCCGAAGAAGCGUACACCAAACUAGAAAGAGAGCAAAGGGACCAAAGCAUAAUAGUAUCUGGUGAAAGUGGGGCUGGUAAAACAGUUUCGGCGAAAUACGCGAUGCGGUACUUUGCCACCGUGGGCGGAAGCGCAACGGAAACCCAAAUCGAAAAAAAAGUACUAGCCAGCAGUCCUAUCAUGGAAGCAAUAGGUAACGCGAAAACGACGAGGAACGAUAACAGUUCAAGGUUUGGAAAGUUCAUCGAGCUUCAAUUCAAUAAGCAAUUUCAUAUUAGUGGAGCGUCGAUGAGAACUUACUUGCUUGAGAAGUCGAGAGUCGUAUUUCAGGCUCCGGAUGAACGAAAUUAUCAUAUUUUCUACCAAUUGUGUUCUGCGAGAGAUCAGCUUCCUGAGCUCCAUCUGAGUCAUCAAGAUAAUUUUUAUUAUUUGAAUCAAGGAGAAAGUCCCAGCGUUGAUGGCGUGGAUGAUUUAGAGACCUUCGCAGAGACGGUGAAUGCGUUGCAUCUUCUGGGAUUCAAGAAGUCGGAGCUGAAUGACAUGUUUAAAAUUUUAGCUUCGGUUUUACAUUUAGGCAACAUCAAGUUUGUUGAGUCGAUAAUCUCCACUGAGAACGAACAGGAUCAAGAGGGAUGUUGUGUUCCUGACACAGACAAGCAUUUGAAAAUUUUAGCAGAAUUGCUCCAAAUCGACUUGGAGGAUAUGCGGCAGUGGUUGUGUACACGUAAAAUCGUAUCCAUGAGGGAAGUUUUCCUCAAACCGAUGUCUGUGGAGGACGCUCAAGCAGCGAGGGAUGCGUUAGCCAAGCACAUUUAUGCAGAACUCUUCAACUGGAUCGUGCUGGUGAUUAACAAAGCACUCGAAUCGGACGUUCCUAGAUACAAGUUCAUUGGAGUUCUUGACAUUUACGGGUUCGAAACUUUCGAAAUUAAUUCAUUCGAACAAUUUUGUAUCAAUUACGCCAACGAGAAGCUCCAGCAGCAGUUUAAUUUACAUGUAUUCAAAUUGGAGCAAGAGGAGUACAUCAAGGAGGGGAUUGAGUGGAAAAUGAUCGACUUCUACGACAAUCAGCCGUGCAUCGAUCUCAUCGAAACUAAAUUGGGCAUUUUAGAUUUGCUUGAUGAGGAGUGUAGGAUGCCCAAAGGUACCGACGGUUCCUGGACCGAAAAACUCUACUCAAAAUGCAUCAAAUAUUCCCACUUCGGCAAAGCCCGUUUCGGCACUUCCGCUUUCACCAUCAACCACUUCGCCGACAAAGUCCAAUACGAAAGCAACGGCUUCCUGGAAAAGAACCGAGACACCGUGAUCGAAGAGCAAAUCUCGGUUGUCAAAAAAAGCAAAAACGACUUAGUGCGACGACUCUUCGUCGACGAGUCCCAAAAAUUGGCCGUUCCAGGUGCCAAGCUCAAAAUCGUUGCAGCCAAACCAGCACCUGCCACCCAGAAAACACACAAGAAAACCGUAGGCUCGCAGUUCCGCGACUCCCUCAAUAUGUUAAUGACCACUUUGAACGCCACGACCCCUCAUUACGUACGCUGUAUCAAACCCAACGAUUCUAAAGCGGCGUUUGACUAUAAUCCGAAACGUGCCGUUCAACAGUUGAGGGCAUGCGGGGUGUUGGAGACUAUAAGAAUAUCGGCAGCUGGGUUUCCGAGUCGGUGGACUUAUGUUGACUUCUUCUACAGGUAUAGGGUACUGUGUAAAUUUAAAGAUAUCCACAGGAAUGAUAUGCAGCGAACUUGUCAAAACAUUCUGAAGCAGUAUAUCAAAAACACCGAUAUGUUUCAAUUCGGAAAGACGAAGAUUUUCUUCAGAGCUGGACAAGUAGCUUAUUUGGAGAAGCUACGAUCCGAUAAAUUGAAAGCUUGUUGUAUUAUGAUGCAGAAAACUAUCAGAGCUUUUAUCUGGAGGAAGAAGUACCUCAGGAUUAAGCGCUGUACUAUUAAUAUACAACGGUAUGGAAGAGGAUAUUUGGCUAGGAUUUUGGCACAGAAUUUGAGACGUGAGAGAGCUGCUAAGACUUUGCAGAGAUAUAUUCGUGGAUGGGUGAAACGUGUUCAGUACCGAAGACUACAGAAGUGUAUAUCUGGUAUUCAAAGAUAUGCCAGAGGUUAUUUGGCCAGACUUAGAUACAUGCAGUUACGAUACAACGCUAAAGCUGUUAUAAUACAGAAAUGGGUGAGGGGAUACUUGGCUAGGAAACGCUGCAAAGCCAUCAGAAAGCGAAUUGUUAUUUGUCAAGCAGCAAUCCGGCGAUUUUUGGCUCGAAGACAAUACAAGAAACUUAAAAUUGAAGCCAGGUCCAUCGAACACGUCAAGAAACUCAACAAGGGAUUGGAAAAUAAAAUUAUUAGUCUUCAACAGAGGAUUGAUGAUAUCACUAAGAAUAACUCAGAGUUGGUCAGCUACAAGAAUGAAGCUAACGAAUUGAAGAAUAAGUUAACCACUUUCAAGGCGAUGGAAGUUGAAAUUAAGAACCUAAACGCUCUCUUGAUCGAGAAAAACAAAGUCAUCGGGAAACUAGAAGAAGAGAUUAAACUGGAAAAAGAAGAGAAAAUGGAUCUCAUUCACGAACAAGAAAAGUAUCGCGAGGAAACAGAAAAGCAACAAGAGCUGUGGGACCAGGAGACAACGAAGCUGAGGAAAGAGUUAGACAAUAUCAACGAAAUAGUUAAAAUGAAUCAAGAGGGUGCAGAACAGAAUCUUAAAGUGCGACUAGAAGAAGAAAAAAUGUUGAUUUUGAACGAACAAGACAGUGAUAGACAAGCGUACCAGAAGCUUCUACAAGAGUACCAUUGUUUAGAACAACACUGCGAAGAUUUAGAAAAACAACUAAACAAUCAAAAUCACCAAAACUCCCAUAGAAGAAACGUAAGCGACAUUAGUAGUAUCGAAAGUUUUGUGAUCAACAAUGAUAUUCCGGAAGACCAUGGCUACGGUUCUGUACGAUCCACCACUAGUUCAGGCUCACAAAGAGAAAAGCUCGAAAAUAUUGACUGGAAAUGCGAAGGAACGGUAGAAAGUCAGACUCCUAGUACCAGUAGCAGUGAUACAAAACAUGAAUCCGAAAACAACAAAGUGGAUGUUGGGUUGGUGCUCAAGCUCCAACACAAACUUGCCGAAGUAGAAAGAGAGAAAAUGCGAAUGCAGAAGCGUUUGGAUGAGUUGGAUAUGUCACCACGGACUGAAAAGGCAGAAAACGCAGCACGUGAUUCUAUCAAAAUUUCAGAACUAGAACUAAUUAAUUCUACUCUAAAAGCACAACUAAUGGAGUUGCAGAACAGUAUUAUUGAAGGAACUGGAAGUUCUAAAAUACAUGAGCAGCUGCAGUUGCUUCAAACUGAACUCGAGCGAAAGACUGAAGAAAUUAUACAACUGAAAAGUGUAUUAGCAAAUCAAACUAACAGCAUGAAGUCAAUUGUUAACUCUAAUAAUAGAACGGGGGCAUACAUUAACGAAGACGGAGAGUUAGCUUUAGCCUACGAAACUCAAAAAACCAUCAACAAACAACUAGAAUUAGAGUUACAAGACGAAAAAUCUAAAUAUAAAGCUCACGAAAGAGAGUAUAAACUAGAAAUAGAAAAGUUGAGAGAGGACAACGAACGACAACAACGACUGUUGUCGGCAAACCUAACCAACGCACCUCAGACUCAAAGUGAAGCUUAUAUGCAACACGAAAUUACAAGACUAACGACAGAAAAUCUCGAUUUACACGAUAAGAAUGACGUUUUGGCCGAAAAUGUACGUAAACUGAAGAAACAGAUUAAAUUAAUGGCCAAAAAGCUGAAGGAAGCUGGCUUAGAUCUGGAUGAUACCAUGAACGACAUAGACAACGAACCUGGUAAUAAAGCAGUAGUUAACAAACACGCUAGAGCUUUACCGUCUAUUAGAAAGAAAGAACGUGACUAUUUGGGAAUGUUCUCUUAUACGAGUGGGGAAGAAAAUACGGUAAUGAGGCAGCUAGUAAUUGAAUUAAAACCCAGAACAGCUGUCACAUUACUACCUGGUCUUCCAGCGUAUAUAGUCUUCAUGUGUAUCAGACACACGGAUUACGUCAACGACGAAGACAAAGUGAAAGCACUGCUAUCAGCUUUUACAAACUCGGUGAAGAAAGUUAUUAGAAAACGUCACGACGACUUCGAAACGACAGUUCUUUGGCUGUCCAACACGUUAAGGUUGCUUCAUAAUAUGAAACAGUAUAGUGGAGAUAGAGCUUUCCAGCAGAAAAAUACCGCGAAACAAAAUGAUCAAUGUCUGAGGAAUUUCGAUUUAUCGGAAUAUAGACAAGUAUUAUCAGAUAUUGCGGUUUGGAUCUAUCAAGGACUUAUCAGGAAUUUUGCGGAAAAGGUGCAACCUCUCAUUGUCCCUGCAAUUCUAGAACACGAAGAAAUUCCAGGGAUCAGUGGCAACAAACCUAGUGGAUUUAGAGGAAGAAGUAGUAGUGUAGCCACAAGUCCUGAAGCAAAUCAAAAGCCAACGACUGCGCUUCUGCAAGAGUUGACGAAUCACCACAAAAUCCUUACUUUCUAUGGCGUCGAUCCUGAAGUCAUUUCUCAAAUAUUCAAACAGAUAUUCUACUUUUUGUGUGCAUCGAGUCUGAAUAAUCUUCUUUUAAGGAAAGAAUUGUGUCAUUGGUCUAAAGGCUUCCAAAUUCGGCAUAACUUGUCACACUUUGAAAUGUGGACGCGGGAGAAAAACUUAGAUGAACAAGCUAUUCAAGGUACUUUGCAACCCAUAAUACAAGCAGCGCAUUUGUUGCAAGCUAGGAAAACCGAAGAAGAUGUUGUCAGUGUCUGUGAAAUGUGCAGCUCUCUAACACCUCUCCAGAUUUGUAAAAUACUAAAUCUGUAUACACCGGUAGACGAAUUCGAACAACGGGUUCCAGUUUCGUUUAUUAGAAAAGUGCAAGCUAAACUUCAAGAGAGAACCCCGAAUCAAGAACAACAAGCUUUGUUGAUGGAUGUAAAAUACAACUUCCCAGUACGAUUUCCUUUUAAUCCCUCAGUGAUAUGCUUAGAAGAUAUUGAAAUUCCAGAGAUUUUAAAAUUGCCGCAGUUGGAGAAAAUCUAAACACUAAAUUAUGAGGAGUGUGGCGAGAAAUGAGUUACUAUUGUACAUAUGUAGUAUUAUUCUUGUGCAAAUAUGUAAAUUUUGACACUUCCAUUAAUUUUUAGACUAAUUUUAAAAGCAUAGAAACGUUUAUAAAGCAAAACUUUGCAGUGACAUUCUAAAUAAAUAAAUACUGUUUUAUGCAGACGCUAAAUGUAGGAAAACAUACUUAUUACUCUUAUUUGUGUAUAAAACGAAGAAUAUUUUUUAGGAAAAUUCCUUAUUAUAUUGUGAUUAUUGUUACUGUGCCUCUUUUUUUGAGCAUAUUAUUUAUUUAUUGAUUUUUGUACAUAUUUCUUAUUUUUUGUAAAUCAGUGCCAUUUUUGGAAAUUAUAACCAGUGUUAUAGUAUUGUAGGAAUUAAGUCAAUUUAACAAUAUGACUCGUUCAAUGUCCAUCUAUUUUAAACGCACACUCAGUGGAGGACGACCAUUGUGCAUAUACAUCACAGAAACAUUUCUAGCUAAAACUAGCAGCAAUUUGAUGUGGAUGUUUAUAAAUUUAAUUUCAAAUGUAAUGGUUUGUAUUAGGCAUUGAUUAAAAAAAUGUAUGCUGUAAUUAUAGAGCAAUAGUGCAAGCGAACGAUUGGCAGAAAACAAAAUGUGAUUAAUUGCAUUGCUAGUAAUUCGAUUCUAUUUUUAUUAGAGACAUAUCUUUUUAGUACAAUCGUCUUUAAGUGCUUUAUCAUGUGCUGAGGCCAUCGCUUCUACAAUUUUAUAUACAAUAAGUCUCCGAAUUUAUAAUGGUCCACUGUUUAAGAUACUUAAAAUAUAGAAAAAUGUCUAUUUUAUUGCACUUAGACAAUAACAUAUUUUCCAGAAAUGUAAUCCAGUCUAACCUUAUAUAAAAUUGUAGCAGAAUUUAGAAUAGUUACCUGUCCUAAAAGAGUAUUAUAAAUUCUCGUUAAUGUUAAAAAUUAGCAAAUUGUUAUUGAUUGGUGAUAUUUUAUUGUCAGUUGAAAGAAUGUUUCAAAGUUUAAUUUAAAACAUACUUAGAUUAUAGCGAAGAAUGUGUGAGGUGAAAAAUGAAAUAGACGCUCAUAAUAGCAGA
Molecule: messenger RNA, 6847 nt
Organism: Zophobas morio
Lineage: Eukaryota; Metazoa; Arthropoda; Insecta; Coleoptera; Tenebrionidae
Gene: didum
Product: dilute class unconventional myosin
Exons: 13
Coding region: 267-5759 (1830 amino acids)
Biological process (GO): vesicle transport along actin filament; actin filament organization
Cellular component (GO): vesicle; myosin complex; actin cytoskeleton
Molecular function (GO): microfilament motor activity; ATP binding; actin filament binding
Source: RefSeq, a predicted model, not a curated record